AUGCCACCAGCCCACAAAAACCAGGCGUUCCGUCCCGAAAACAUUUUGAAACGUGCCGAGGACCUCAUCGGUGUCGACGAAUCCGAGGCUGCCCUCGAGACUUUGUACGAAUUCAUCACCUCCAGAAGAAUCAGAUACUUGCAAGUUGAAGACUUGGAGCCUAUUGGAUUGUUGCUCAUCGAGUUGGCAGUUGACUUGAGAAAGGGAAAAUUGGCCAAGGAUGCCUUGCACCAGUACAAGAAGAACGUCCAGUUGUCCGAGAAUGGCUUGGAGUCCGUUCAGGUGAUUGUGAGAAAGUUCAUUGAGUUGGCUGAGAAGAAGUUGGACGAAGCUCAGGCCAAGGCCGAGAUCAAGAUUGACCAGGAUGAAGAGGAUGACUUGGAAGGCGCUCAGACCCCAGAAUCUAUUUUGUUGUCCGCUGUUUCAAACACCGAUUCGGCUGACAGAACCGAGAGAGAGUUGGUUACUCCAUGGUUGAGAUUCUUGUGGGAAGCUUUCAGAGCUACCUUGGAUAUCUUGCGUAACAACUCCAAAUUGGAGGUGACUUACUCUGCCAUUGUCAGUCAGGCCUUCCAGUUCUGUUUGAAGUUCAACAGAAAGGCCGAGUUUAGAAGAUUGUGUGAGCUUUUGAGAGCUCACAUGCAAUCGGUCACUACCCAGGUCCAGACCAAGACCCCAGGCUCUAACCUCAAUGCUGUGGACUUGUCUGACUCCGAAACCGUGCAGCGUUACUUGGAGCAGCGUUUCAGCCAGUUGAAUAUUUCCGUCAAGUUGGAGUUGUGGCAGGAAUCCUUCCGUUCUGUUGACGACGUGCAUGCUUUGAUUACCGCAUCCAAGAAGACUCCAAAGCCUGUGAUGAUGGCCAACUACUACGAGAACUUGGCCAGAAUCUUUGCUGUGUCUGAUAACACCUUGUUCCAUGCUGCUGCUUGGAACAAAUUCUUCAACUUAUUCUCGCAGUCUCCAAAUGCCACCGAUGCUGAAUUGGGUCACUACGCCUCUGUGCUUGUGUUGUCUACAUUGGCAAUUCCAACCAAGUCCUUGAACGUCAACGAGACCAUCGUCGAUGACCAAAAGGCCAAGAACGCCAAGUUGACCUCAUUGUUGAACUUGAACCAGGUUCCUACUAGAGAGAGUUUGAUCUCAUCUAUUGUCAGCAGAUCCAUCUUGAAGUUUGUUGACCCUGCUGUCAAGCAAUUGUUCGAGAUCAUGAGCGACUCCGAGUUCCACCCAUUGGUUGCAAAGGAGAAGGUUGCCGAUGUGUUCAAGGUGAUCAAGGACGACAAGGCUUACAACAAGUACAUUCCAAUUUUGACCGAGGUUGUGUUGAUCAGAUCUUUCCAGCAGGUUUCUCAGAUCUACGAGGCUGUCAAGUUGGAUUUCUUGGUGUCUUUGGGUAUUAUCGAGGGUACUGAGUACACGUUGACUCCAUUGGAGGUUGAGGACUUGAUUGUAAACGCUGUCAAGAAGGGCCAUUUGUCAUUGACUAUCGACCACGAGUCUCAAGUUGUCACCUUCAAGUCUAACCCAUUCGAGGAUUCCUUCACUGACUCGUUAUCUUCUAAGUUGCAAGCCUCUCCAGCCGAGUUGGUGAGAACUCAAUUGUCCAAAUUGGCUCAAGUUUUGGCCAGCUCGUACCAGGUUAUUGACCCACAUGCCGAGAGCAGAUUCCAGCAGAGACGCGAAGCCGCUUUGCAGAACGCUAUGGCCAACUUUGUUGCUGAACAACAAGAAAUCGCCGACAGGGUGCAAAUCUUGGAGGAGCGUAAGAAGGUCGCCGAGAAGCUCAAGCGUGAGCAGGAUGAGGCUGCCGCUAAGGCUAGACAAGAGAAGUUGAUUGCUGAGCAGAUGGCUGAGCAGGAGAGAUUGGCUCAAGAGCAGGAGAGAAAGAACUUGGAGAGAUUGGAGAGAGAGAAGAAGGCCAUCAUCGAGAAGGACAAGAGAAAAAUUGCCGAGGAGAUCAACGCCAAGGGAAUCAUCAAGAUCGAUUUGAACAACUUGGAAGACUUGGACACUGACAAGUUGCGUGCUAUGCAGAUCCAACAGUUGAACAAGGAUAGAAAGGACUUGGACGAGAAGUUGAAGGUUGUUUUUAAGAGAGCUGACCACGCGGAGAGAGCCAGCAGAAAAUACGAAUUGACUCUUUUGGCUGCAGAUGCCGAGGCACAAAAGGAAAGAGACAUCAAGGCUCACGAGGAGCACACAAAAUCCAAGAUUGAGAAGGCCAAGAAGGAGUUUGAGGCUGCUACUAGCUUGAAGGAGCGUUUGAGCCGUGUGUUCCCAGACUACGAGGAGUACAGAAAGAAGAUCGACGAACAGAAUGCCUCCAAGAUUGCCGAGAAGAAGGCUAGAGCCAAGCAAGCAUUCGAGGCAGCCAAGAAGGAGCGUAUCGAGCAAGUCAAGAGAGAGAGAAUCGAGCAGUUGCAACUCCAGAAGGAGAAGGAGAGAAUCAUGGAGCAGGAGGCUGCUAAGAAGAGAGCCAGAGAGGCUGAGAUGGAGAAGUUUAAAGAGGAGAUGAGAAUCCAGAAGGAGAAGGAUGCAGAGAUCGCCAGAAAGAGAGCUGAGAUGGAGAAGGAGUUCGCUGCCAAGAGAGGCAACGGCGGAGCUUCUCCUGCUGCUCCUCCUUCCAGAUCCUCUCCAUUUGGCUCUGCUGCUCCAGUAGCAUCUCCAUUUGGUUCGGCUGCUCCAGUGUCUACUCCAAAUGCUCCAGCCCAGGCUCCAGCCCAGGCUCCACCUUCAGACAAGCCAUUGACCUUUGCCGAGAAGAUGAGAUUGAAGAGACAAGGUCUCCUCAAGGAGUAA
Molecule: messenger RNA, 2802 nt
Organism: Sungouiella intermedia
Lineage: Eukaryota; Fungi; Ascomycota; Pichiomycetes; Serinales; Metschnikowiaceae
Source: the annotation of a GenBank genome assembly